This is a messenger RNA of Antechinus flavipes (yellow-footed antechinus), 1008 nucleotides long. It is a transcript of the gene FOXH1, whose product is annotated as forkhead box H1. The record is from RefSeq and is a predicted model, not a curated record. The transcript has 5 exons. Lineage: Eukaryota; Metazoa; Chordata; Mammalia; Dasyuromorphia; Dasyuridae. The coding region runs from base 1 to 1008 and encodes 335 amino acids. Gene Ontology annotation, molecular function: sequence-specific DNA binding; DNA-binding transcription factor activity. Gene Ontology annotation, biological process: regulation of DNA-templated transcription.
AUGGAGACCUUAGAAUCAACACCGCCUAAGAACUUCAUGCCCAGUGCUGGGUCCUUCCCUUCCACGGUGCCCCGAGGGGGCUCAAGCCCUGGCCCCCCACAGCCAGGGCCAGAGCCAGAACCGGAUCCAGAGCCCCCCAAGAAGAAAAGGAAGAAGAAAUAUCUUCGGCAUGACAAGCCUCCCUACACCUACCUGGCCAUGAUAGCCUUGGUGAUCCAGGCUGCCCCGGCUCGGAGGCUCAAACUGGCCCAGAUCAUCCAUCAGGUUCAAGCCCUGUUCCCCUUCUUCAAGGAUGACUAUGAAGGAUGGAAGGAUUCCAUCAGACACAACCUCUCUUCCAACCGAUGCUUCCACAAGGUACCCAAGGAUCCGGAAAAGCCACAGGCCAAGGGGAAUUUUUGGGCUGUGGACGUGAGCCAGAUCCCCGCUGAGGCUCUUCGUUUGCAAAACACAGCUGUGGCCCGUCGAGGGGAAAGGAGUGGCCAGGGCAAAGCCUUUGCCAAGGAUCUGACCCCCUACGUUCUUCAUGGCUGGCCCUACCGGCCUCCUAGCCCCAACCUAGCCAGCGACUCCUUCAGUAUUGAUUCCUUGCUUGGGGAUAUUCCAGAAGGACCUCAGCCCCCACGGCCAUCCUCCUCUUCUUCCUCCUCUUCUUCUAUUUCAGAGCCAGGUACUUCAAGCCAAGUGCAGUUAUCAGGAAGUACCAGGGUCCCCCUUUGGGGACAGCUGCCUACAUCAUAUUCCCCCAUAUACACCCCAAAUGUGGUGAUGCCUCUAGCACCCCCACCUUGCCCUCAGUGUCUGCCCUCCCCAGGUCCUUCCUACUGGGGGCUAGCACCUAAGGCCACAGGUCCCACUGGAUCCUUAGGGGACUUGGAUGCUCUCUUCCAAGUGGUGCCGCCUAACAAGAGCAUCUAUGAUGUGUUGGUCACUCACCCCUUGGACUUAGUAUCUCCUAAUUCCAGGGGUUCUACUCCAGGUACACUACUUACCUGGUACAAUAUGUGA